Messenger RNA from Notothenia coriiceps (black rockcod), 875 nucleotides. Its product is annotated as nuclear valosin-containing protein-like. Bases 99 to 374 code for a protein of 91 amino acids. NCBI's taxonomy places the organism in Eukaryota, Metazoa, Chordata, Actinopteri, Perciformes, Nototheniidae. The record is from RefSeq and is a predicted model, not a curated record. The transcript is spliced from 5 exons.
CAGCGCGUCACGUUGCCACACUGUAAACACAACUCAGUUUAAACAGAAUAAUUCAGAAUAAGUGAUGCACUGCGGUUUCUCUUGAGGUUGAAAUAAUCAUGAAGAACCGAAGCGGGGUCUAUGUGGACAACCGGCUCAAACAGAGAGUGGAGCAGUACAUGGCGACCUGCUCCAGUGAAUAUGUGGACCUGUCAGCCAUGGCUGUGAAGCUCCAGAGACUGCACAGAAUGGAUUACGGCAGGCGAAACAGAAUAGCUUUCAGGCUUCAAGUAGAGAAAGUGUAUGACAUAUUAAUGAAGGACUCUGGGAUAGAUGAUCUGGAGAACAAACACAUGGUUAAGAGAGCAAAGCACGCCAACAAAGGCACGGGGUAAAGAACACCCUCUAACACUGCUUCCCUCCAAUGUACUCAUAUUCUAUAUACACAAGUGUGUGUGUGUGUGUGUGUGUGUGUGUGUGUGUGUGUGUGUGUGUGUGUGUAGUGAAGGCGGCAGCAGCAGCAGCUCAGAGGGGGACGGCGACAGUGAUGACGUCGUUCUGGAGGACACGGUAAGAAGAAAUGGGAAGGUUGAAUCAAUUGAAUCAAAAGGCUACGGGAAGAUUCAGACCAAAAGGAAUAAAGAAAUGUUUAUGGCAGGGUUCUUACGGUCAUUAAAAACCUGGAAAAGUCAUGGAAAUUCAAAAUGCUAAUUCCAGGUCCUGGAAAAGUUAUGGAAAACACUUAGAAAAACUUGAAUCCACCAAGGCUGUCCUUUCUAAACAAAAGAUAUGGAUAGAUAGAUUGAUUUAAAAAAGAUUCCUGCUCUAAAAGGGAUGGCAGUUUCUUUAUCAAGAGCCUUUUAGGUAUAUUUACAAUAUUUAUCAGUGGUAAAAGG